Sinocyclocheilus rhinocerous is the source of this 3092-nucleotide messenger RNA. RefSeq names its product INO80 complex subunit D-B-like. Lineage: Eukaryota; Metazoa; Chordata; Actinopteri; Cypriniformes; Cyprinidae. The record is from RefSeq and is a predicted model, not a curated record. Gene Ontology annotation, cellular component: nucleus. The coding region runs from base 41 to 1717 and encodes 558 amino acids. The transcript has 8 exons.
GCAACAACAAGCUCCAUGUUUGCAGAAGUUCCAUAGAUUGAUGGUCCAACACAGGGGCAGGUACCAAGACCUGAACACACAUUUAGGGCUUGUCUGGUCAGAAGACAGUGAAGAGGAAGAUGGAGACUUGUGGAAACUAGUGUCACAUCAGUGCCAGAGACUACAAGAGAAGCACUCUGAGGAAAGUGCCAGCAGUUCCCGUGCCGAGCGUUUGGCAGGCUUCUGCUCAUACCUGAGACAAAAACACACGCACCUUUGCAGAGAGCAGAGGGGCUUCAGGAGGGAGAGGAGAUCCCAGCAUACCCUUCGUAAAGCCCUGCUGCAGGCAGCAAGAGAAGAACCUCACCACACUGCACAGCUUAUUCAGGAACAAUAUAAAAAGACCUCCACACCCUCCAGCACUGCAGUGCCAUUGUCUGGAGAUGACUCAGGGUUGUGUUCGGCUGUCGUGAAAGAUAUCCUUCAGAACCGUUCACAGCAGCUGUUCUCAAGCUGCACCGCUCGCUUUGCAGAUGGAGCUCAGUGUUCCAUCCCUGUCUUUGACAUCACGCACCAGACGCCACUUUGUGAUGAGCAUGCCAAGAAAAUGGACAAUUUCCUUCGAGGUGAUAUCAGCCGGAGAACGUACCACCACCACCAGCAGAUUCAGCGGCACAGACCACUGAAGAAAGCUAAGCCUCCAGCACUCACUAAGAAGCAUAAGAAGAAAGGAAAGCGAGGAGCACCAAGGCGCCCUCAGAAACCCAUUCCUCCCGCGCAGCCCCAGGGUAACCUGGGAUUGCCUUCCAUCUUGUGUCUGCCCACUCAGCCCUCUGGCAUAAGGAGCCCUUUAACUCCUGAUUUAAGUGCUGAUGAAUUUCCAGAUGACAUCACCAAUGACAUCAGCGACAUUCCACAUGACCUGGAGUUGAAUCAGGAGGAUUUCUCAGAUGUUCUUCCUCGACUCCCGGAUGACCUGCAGGACUUUGAUCUUUUUGAAGGCAAGAAUAGUGAGCUGUUGCCCACCUCUGAGGAAGCCGAAGAAUUGGUUCGCGUUCUGCAGGCCAUGGGCUCAUACCCAGAAUCCCUUGCAUGUCUAAGCGGAAUGGCUGAGCUUGGUCCCGUAGAAGCGAUAGAUUGUCGUAGCAUGUCGGGGGGAGUUGUGGAUCUACUGAGUGGACGGCUAUCUGCUGAGACUCUCUCCAGCCUGGAGCUGGACCCCAGUCUGCUCCCCACCUCUGAAGAUGCUUUCCCCCCAUCACCUCCAUCACCACAACCCCCUCUCACUCCUCCAUCCUCUGUGGGGCAACUCACAGACAGCACAUACCCACAGAGACAACCUCAUUUCGUAGCGAAGAUGGAUAACUCCAAAGUGAAUCUGAGCAAUCUGCCGCUUGGAAAGGACGAGGACAUCUCUCAUGGCUCCUGGGGCAUUCUCGCCCUCUCCCUCAACAACUCCUCUCAAUUUCACAGCCUUAUUGCUUCGGAUGGCCUGCUGAUGUCCACAGCCCUCUCAACGCCAAUGACCCCCGUGUCCUCGGCCCUCUGUCAGCCCAGUUCGGCCCUCUCCGCUUUGCCUCAGACUGUGCCUGUCACUCGCUCCAUACCCACAUCCUCGCCCUCCUCACCAACAUCCCAAACUAAGCACCUUCUCUCCCCACUGUUCAACCACUGUGGGAUCCCAGCAGACUUGCAGCCGCACCACAGUACACCGGCGCCACCUAUGGACCAGGCCUGAACUGCAGGCAGAACCAAUUUGCUACAGUCAGUGUUCAGGGAACAUGUUGCAGGUGAUUUUUUUCUCCCCCACCAAAUGUCAGGGUCAUUCUGUCCAUCUUCUCAGCCCUCUGCAUCGUUUUCCCUCAACAAGAAAGAACAUCAAGCAAUAAAUUUCCUUGUCUGCUUAAAAAUAGUUGCUUUUUUCGAAAAGCAAACAUAGAUGGAUUUUAGCCAUUAAUAUCACUUGUAUCCUUAAAUGCAUAUUUAAUAUAUUUAUAGAGUAGCAGUCUGCACAACUAGUUUUAUUGAAAAUGUGUGGUAACUGGUGAAAAUGUGGUUCUUGCUUAGCGGUAAUGGACAAGUUUGUCAGUGGCAAACACAAGGGGAAAGGUGUCAUGGUUGUAUCACUAUUUUGUCCCAUGUAAUGAUUAAAAAACUUAUUGUUUUGGCAGAUGGUGUUUAUGUGCUUUUAGUAGCCGUUAAACUAUGGGGUCUUGCUCUGAGUGUAAGUGCCUGCCAUAAAAGCUGUGUUACACCUUUAUAAUCAGUGUAUUGCAAAUCAACAAAAUACACAUUGCAUUGUCACUAAGUAAAAAUCUGUAAAUGCACAAAAUUUCACUCUUGAAAACAUGAAAAAUUGCAUUUACUCCCUGUUUUUGACAAGUAAUUACCUUCUCACGUUACCGUAAAGUUACUUGAGGGUGUUAAACUUCGAUUCCGAGUGUUCAAUGUGCUCCUGUGUAAGGCCUUUAGCUGAAGUGAUAGCAGUUGUGGGAAAUAAAUGGUGUAAAGCUAUAGUUAUCUUGUUAUGGCUUUUAAAGAGAGUAGUUAUGAUGCCUUUACCCUCAUGUCAUGCCAAGUCUACAUUUGCAUUUUCCUGUGUAUCUUUGUUGCAGAUGCUUUUUUACCAAAGUGGCUUACAAGAAAGCCUCUUUUUAUGUCCACAUCAGAAAAUAUCUAUAUAUCAGUAUAUCUAACUGACCAAUAUAAUGAAAUUGUGUUUGGGCAGUUAAGCUUUUAAAGAGAACAAUGACGUAUAACCUUAAUUCGGUAUCUUUAUAAAACGGAUAAUGGUAUAAAAUUGUGGUUUGGUAGACUUGCCGUUGUACCAGAUAAUGCUGCUUUUACCAACAGGCAUACUGACAGAAAUCCUUGCACACCGAGGGUUGUCUCGUAUACUUUUUAUACUUAUUCACUGAAUGUAUCAAGUCAACGAAAAAGUUUAUUAUAACCUAUUAAAAUGGUAUGGUCCUCUUCUUUGUUCAAGGUAUUUUUAUGUAUUGACACGUUUACUUUUUGUUACUUAAGUGCUUGGAUGUGGGUGUGUGUGUAGACAAUGUGUAAGAGAAAUUAUAUUUGUUUUAUUUGAAAUGUGUGAAAUAAAACUGCUAUGA